AUGGGGAAUGCAAGUACUUGUUGUUCACAUCCUGCUAUAUAAAAUAAAGAAGCUCUAAUUCCUUAAUAGAAAAAUAUGUUAGUGAAUGAAGAGUGUGACGUUCGUGAAUGGGAAGCAGAUGAUUUUGUAAAGAUUGGUCUUUGUAAAUGAAUUAAAUAUUUUUGAUUCAGAAACUCAUCCUGUCAAAGAACACAAACUUUUUGAUUAGCCAUCUGUUAUAAGGAGAAUGGAAAGUGUUGAAGGACCUAAAUUAGGAUAACGAUUGGAAGUAUUUCCUGAAAUAGAAAAUCAAAUAGUACGAACUGUUUUAGGUUAAUUACCUCUAUUGAUGAUACCAUAGGAUAUGGAAAGAGGUGAAGAAAAUCCACCUAUCAAAUUUGAUAAUAAUUUCAUUUAUCAUGGAGAAUGGAAGGAUAGUCAAAAACAUGGAUAUGGAAAAUUGUUAUGGCCAGAUGGUAGUUAUUAUGAAGGCGGAUUUGUUAAUGAUGAAACAUCUGGUUUUGGAAGAUUAAUUCAUUCAUUUGGUGAUUAUUAUGAAGGAAGUUGGAAACAUGAUUAAGCCAAUGGCUAUGGUAAGUAUCAUCGGUACAGGAAUUAAGCAACUUAUGAAGGGAACUGGGUAAAUGAUAAGCAGUAAGGUUAAGGUAAAGAAACAUGGCAAGAUGGAUCAUCUUAUGAAGGAGAGUAUUUUAAUGGAAAAAAAUAAGGAAGGGGGUUGUUUAAAUGGGGCAAUGGUAAUAUGUAUAUAGGAGAUUUCAAAAAUAAUAAAAUGGAUGGACAUGGAGUUUAUUAUUGGAAGAGUGGAAAAGUAUAUGAUGGUGAAUGGAAAGAAAAUAGAAUGGAUGGAGAAGGAGUAAAUUAAUUAAUUUUAUAUAUUAUAGUCAUUCAAUUGGCCAGAUGGUAGGAAAUAUAAAGGAAGUUAUAAGAAUGAUCUUAAAGAAGGAUAUGGAAUAUUCGAAUGGUCAGAUGGACGUUACUACAAAGGAGAAUGGAAAUAAGGAAAAUAACAUGGUAAGGGAAUUCUCAGAAUGGAUUAAGCUAAAGAAAUAACUGCUGAAUGGAUUAAUGGCAAAAUGCUUACUGAAAAAUAAAUUGAAUAAUAAGCUACAGGUUCAUGA
Messenger RNA from Paramecium pentaurelia, 1118 nucleotides. The record is from the annotation of a GenBank genome assembly. Lineage: Eukaryota; Ciliophora; Oligohymenophorea; Peniculida; Parameciidae.